This is a messenger RNA of Synchiropus splendidus (mandarinfish), 4051 nucleotides long. It is a transcript of the gene ercc6l, whose product is annotated as excision repair cross-complementation group 6-like. The record is from RefSeq and is a predicted model, not a curated record. Gene Ontology annotation, molecular function: protein binding; DNA translocase activity; ATP binding. NCBI's taxonomy places the organism in Eukaryota, Metazoa, Chordata, Actinopteri, Syngnathiformes, Callionymidae. The transcript has 3 exons. Bases 86 to 3886 code for a protein of 1266 amino acids.
AGCCCAAGCAACAACAACCAGCACUUCCGCUAGGCUGUUGUCUACAGCUCAUUUGAAUUUUGCUUUUCACACCACAAUCCGUAAAAUGGAGGGUUCUCAUCCAGACGGCGUCGUGGAAGCUAUUUCUGAAAGACUGGAAAAGUCUUUAUCCAUGGAAACAGAGGACAACAUGGAAACGUACCAGAGGUUCAUCCAGGAAGGGAAGGAGGCGGCCCGACAAGGCGACCUGUCUCGAGGACUGGAGCUCUUUAAACUUGCAUAUGACAUCCACAAGAGUGAAAAACUCGAAAACAGGAUCAAGAAGAUUGAGGAACUCUUGGCAAAUAACUCUGAGGAUGAGGCGGAAGAGUUUGUCAACGUGAACGACUGCGGAUUGAUGGUGUAUAAAGACCUGCAUGACAAACUUUAUGACUAUCAGAGAAACGGGUUGGCCUUCUUGUACAGCCUCUAUAAGGACAGCAGGAAAGGGGGGAUUUUGGCUGACGACAUGGGUUUGGGUAAAACCAUCCAAGUUAUCGCAUUUCUCUCUGGGAUGUAUGAUGCUGAGCACAUCAACCACACUGUACUAGUCAUGCCAACGUCCCUCAUCACUAACUGGACAAAGGAGUUUGCAAAGUGGACUCCAGGCAUGAGGGUGAAAGAGUUUCAUGGCUCCAGCAAAGCUGAGAGGACCAGGAAUCUGGAGAAAGUACAGAGGAGAGGCGGUGUCAUCAUUACCACCUACACAAUGCUCAUCUCCAACUGGCAGCAGCUGGCAUCUUACCACGGUCGGGAGUUCACUUGGGACUACAUGAUUCUGGAUGAGGCGCACAAGAUCAAGAACACAACCACCAAAACAGCAAAGAGUGCCUCUGCCAUUCCCUCCAAGAACAGAGUUCUCCUGACCGGAACCCCCGUCCAAAACAAUCUCCGAGAGAUGUGGGCACUUUUUGACUUUGCUUGUCAGGGGACUCUGCUAGGUACAGCCAAGACUUUCAAGACAGAGUAUGAGAAUCCUAUCACACGAGCCAGAGAAAGGGAUGCUACGCCUGGUGAGAAGGUUUUGGGUUCCAGGAUGUCUGAGAACCUCAUGGCAAUUAUAAAGCCCUACUUCCUGCGACGGACCAAGGCUGAGGUACAAAAAACUAAAAUGAAUGCCAGACACCAAGUGACAGAGGAAAAUGGGAACGAUAACCAAAGAGCAUCUGAGCAGCUGAACAACUCUGGGGCAGAAAUGCCCACACUGAAACGGAAGAACGAUCUGAUUGUGUGGACCUAUCUGAGUUCGGUCCAGGAAGACAUCUACAGACAGUUCCUUUCAUUGGAUCAUAUCAAGGAGCUCCUUCUCACGACUAGAUCACCGUUAGCUGAGUUGACCAUCCUAAAGAAGCUGUGUGACCACCCUAGACUUCUCUCUGCUCGGGCUAUAGCCAGCCUGGGCCUCGAGGACCAUGGAGCAGAAAACCAUCAGGGAGAUGAGUCAGACAGUCACAGCAUUGCCAACAUUCCAGAUGACACACUCAUCUCCGAAUCUGGGAAACUUACUUUUCUAUUUGCCCUCUUGGAGAGACUGCGAGAAGAGGGCCAUCGCACUCUUGUGUUCGCCCAUUACAGGAAGGUGCUUGAUAUAUUAGAAAGGAUUCUUGGUAGAAGAGGCUUCAAAGUCCUGAGGCUGGAUGGGACAAUCCUGCAAAUUGCGGAGCGAGAGCGUCGCAUCUCCCUCUUCCAGACGGAUGAAAGUUACUCUGUCUUUCUCCUGACAACACAGGUGGGCGGAGUGGGAAUCACCCUGACAGCAGCAAACAGAGUUGUCAUCUACGAUCCCAGUUGGAAUCCAGCCACUGAUGCCCAAGCUGUGGACAGAGCGUACCGCAUCGGCCAGAAGGAGAACGUGGUAAUUUACAGGCUGAUCACCUGUGGAACUGUGGAGGAGAAGAUCUACAGGCGGCAAAUAUUCAAAGACUCUUUGAUCCGGCAAAACACAGGAGAUAAAAAAAACCCAUUCAGGUACUUCAGCAAACAGGAACUUAAGGAGCUCUUCACGCUGGAGGACACAAAGUCCUCAUCCACACAGUUGCAGCUCCAGGCCAUGCACUCCAGACAUCGCCGCACAGAUCCUCAGCUGGAUGAGCACAUCGCCCACCUCCAUGCUAUGGAGAUGUUUGGGAUCUCUGACCAUGACCUGAUGUUUUCCCUGGACAACAAGAAUGAAGAAACGCCAGAGGAUAAUGAAGCCCAGAACUACAUCGAGGGACGGGUUCAGAAAGCACAAGAGCUGAUGAAGGCAGAGUCUGAACUACAGAAGCAACUGGCUGAAGCCCUGGCGUCCAGCAGUGAGCCCACCUGGCUGAGACAAUCUGAGAGCAACAAGAGCGAGAGAGCUGAUGAAAAGAGAAAGAAACCAAACGGGAGCCCAGCCCUCCCACCAUCAGACAGACACACCCACGACCCCAUCGUAGUAAACUUGGACCAGUCUGUUUCCAGUCAAGACAGUGACCAGGUCAUUGUCAGUCAUGGAGUGGUUGAUCUAACGGUUGAUGACUGCGUUAUGGAAGAGAAACCGUCAAUCCAGGACCACCAGGUGGAGCCGAAUGUAGAGCCCCCGCAGACAGUGAAGCACGAAGAAAGUCUGAUGGCGGUAGACGUUUCCCCAGUGGACUUAGUUGAAGAGUCUGUGGUCAUGACUCAUGAAGAUGACAACUCCAUAUACAGUACAGCAGAUAAUGGUGUUGACCUCCAAACGUCAACUUUCGACUCCAAUCCAGUAUCUCCAGCAGCGCCCCUUCAAAAUAAAAGAUUAUCUCAACUGCAGAAGAAUGAAAGUAUCUAUGCAGAUGCGUCUUCCGAGGUUAGUGGUGGGCCGGAGUCAUUCGGAGGCAAUUUCAACCUAGAGCUGGAGGAAAGCGACAUGUUCUCAGAGCACAAUGAUUUGGAUCAAAAAGAGAGUGAGGACAGAGAAGUGGAGGAAGAGGAGAAGAGGCUGCUGUCACAACUGCUUCUGGAGGAGAGUUUUGAUGUUGAUAAAUCUCUUUCAGAGCAUCAGCGUCAUGUAGACAUCCAGCAAAGCCUCCAUGAGCAACAGGCUGCCAGUAUAGUGGGGUCGAUGAACGAUUCCAUCAUCACCACCAAGAAGAAGAAGGCGGCAAUUAUAUAUGACAGUGAGGAGGAGGAUGAGGAUGCAGGAGAGGGCGAGAAGGAGGAGGACGUUGGUCAGGCAGAUUUCACACGGAGUUGCUUUGAUAACUCACUCCUUGGAGCUUCCACCCCAAAGUCGGCCCUGUCCAGCUCCACCCCGCUGCGCUCCAGAAAGAGUUUUGGUGGAAAUACGUCUGUGGCUUCGCGUCGCUCCCUAAUUCACUCCAUUAUUGAAGACAUUGACAAUGCAAACAUGGAUGAUGAAAAUACUGCUGGAACACAUUCCACUGAGCCAGAAGAAGAUGACAUCAUCGGUUUGACAAAUGAUGAAUCUGAGGAGCCAAGUGGUGAAACCCUCAACUCUGAGGAGGAGGGGUCAGAUGACGGUGAUGAUCAUGACGACGACGACGAUGAUGAUGAUGACGACUAUGAAGAGGAGGAGGGCCACACUGUCAGCACAAAUGAGGAUACAAAUGGUGAGAUGGAGGAGUCCAGCAGUGAGCCUGAGCUGGGCUCCUCAGAGAGGAUGGAUCAGUACACUGUGGAUCCAGGAGUGAAGACAAACGGCUUGAAACUAAAUGGGGUGAAUUCGUCAUCUCACUCAACUGACAGCUAUGACUCUCUGGUGGCCAAAGGGAGGGAGAAUUUCAGUCAAGGGAAGCUGGCUGAGGCGCUGGAGCUCUUUCUCAGAGCCAUCGACAUCAAUCCUGGCGAUCCUGAGAUCCAACUGAUGACCAUCCAGAUCUACAGAAACCUGAGUCAGAAAAGCUGAUGGAAUCAGAACUUUUUCGUCUGGUGUAGAAAUCAGACUGGUCGUCUCAUCUGAUGAUGAUGUUGCAAAUUCUUGGAUUUAAGUGUUUGGUUUAUAUCUUUCGGUGUGUCCUGAUCGAUCUGUUAAUACUUGUAUUAAAGUGUGUAAUGAUUUAUCUUCCAGUGU